Messenger RNA from Neurospora tetrasperma FGSC 2508, 936 nucleotides. RefSeq lists its product as uncharacterized. The transcript is spliced from 7 exons. Lineage: Eukaryota; Fungi; Ascomycota; Sordariomycetes; Sordariales; Sordariaceae. Bases 1 to 936 code for a protein of 311 amino acids. The record is from RefSeq and is a predicted model, not a curated record.
AUGAGUAUAGGCGCGGCGUUCAAGAACUUUAGUAUAGGUAGUAAGUCCCGGGAACCGUCGAGGAUACGGGAGCCGACCAGUCAGGGACCGGUAAUAGACAAGAAGGAAAACAAGCAGCAAUCGAUCGUCGUCGAGCAGUCGGAGAAAGAGCGUCGAGCAUUCGUCCCAGACGCAGACGCAGCCGCCGCCGCCGCCGCCAGCGAUGCCGAAGCUGGAACUGCCCAGCUUUGGACUGGGAGAUUCCCUACUAGGAUCUCCACCGGGCACAUUAUCGGGUUUAGGAAUACUCUCGCCGCCGGGGACGUCAUCGGGUCUUCCUCCCCCGCCCGCAGGAGGAUCGAUGUCAGCGCCGGGAACCUCGUACGGCUUCCCCAACAUGGAGACGCCGCCGGAGACGAGCAGACCCGGUUCAUCCGGGUCAUAUCAGACUACGGCCGCCAAGCCCAGCAGGUUGGAUCGGACGAUCUCCGGGAUGAGUCUGUCCAGGCCCAGGAAGAGUAUAAGCCAAGAGACCUCUCCCCUAGACGCGGACUCGUGACCGGGAACUGGGUUAUCAAUGUAGUCGCCGCAGCAGCCGCCGCAGCAGCCGCAGUUCGCGGUGAGACCGGAUCCCAGCCCGGCGCUCAAGUCAAGAAUGGCCAGCUUCAACAAGCACGAACCGGAGACAGCGACGCAGACGAGGAUGGGAAGAGCGAUGUGAUACGGAUCAUGUUUAUGUUGCAGGGUUUAUUCUUUAAGUCGUCCCUUUAUACCCUGCGUGCCUGUCUAGACUUCUCAUGCCUCAAGUGUCUACUUGGUUGCGAUGUUGGCUCACUCAUGGUGUUGGCUUACUGUGAGCACCGGCUUACUGGUGAGCCCGUGCAUGCAGCCAUGUUCCUGCAAAAGGAUACAAGUAACCGAAGCUGGCAGUUCGGUCGCUUAAGUGGUCUUAUAUAG